Messenger RNA from Linum trigynum, 4878 nucleotides. The record is from the annotation of a GenBank genome assembly. NCBI's taxonomy places the organism in Eukaryota, Viridiplantae, Streptophyta, Magnoliopsida, Malpighiales, Linaceae.
ACAUCCGUUCGAUUUGUGUUGUAAUACAACUUUCCUCGCCUAAAAUAGCGUUUCAAAUCUGACCACCGAUCUGCCUCCUCCCAGAGUCAAACAACAACAGCCGUUGGAUAGCUUUUCUCCUCCUUUAAAUACUUCUCCUAAUCCCAUUCGUUUAUCAUCUCAAAUGUCGGCAUGUUUCUUCCUUUAUAUAUACGCUACCGACCGCUGGCGCCAUAUAGCUCGAUCCCGAGCUUCAAUCUCUCCUCCAUCAGAAUAUGAUCUCGGUUUGAAUCUCCCGAGUUCUGCAGAUGAACCUCUUGGCUAUGGCUUCCCUUCAGCUAAUGUUCCAGCUGCAGCUCCCCUGUUCGAUUCAGCAGCAGGAUUCGAAGUACCGGUAGAUCUGCUGGCGAUACGUCGUCGUCGUCUUGCUUCUGCGAAGGAUGCAUAGAUCUCAACUUAUUGAUGUUGGUUUAUGCCUGUUCCGUUGAGGUAUGUAUGCUUUUCUAUGGAAUUUUUUAGCCUGUUUAUUGGUCCGUUCGUUUUGAUUUUCGUUAAGAGACUUCUUGAUGUGUCUGAUUCAUUCGAAUUCGAUAUGAAUAUUUGAGCUGAAUCAAAUUACCUUGUCGAUUAUAUGGUUGAUUAAUUUUCAUUUGUUAUUGCUAUGUAACGGAUUCGUCUUAGAGAUGCGAAUUAUUCUUUGAUUCUAUUUGCGACGGUCAGGCGGAUCGAUGGGUUAUAUGUUUUUGUUAUCUUUCAGUACUUCAUCCUUCUGCGGUGGCUUCUGGGCAAGUUCGAGGGAGGCGCAAGGAGCUCGGGUUAUGCUGAGAUGGGUGGAUCCGUGUUUUUCAGAUGGUGGUUGCCUUGCGAUAUGUUGAUUGAUGUCCAAUUCGACCAUCUUGGAUCGAGUCAAGCUGGAUGGCCUCACGAGGAUUAUUGCGGUGUAAAAGGGUUGGUAACGUCGUUUAUGUGUAUGUUAUUGUUUGAACUGUUUAUGGUAUAUGUGGUGGUUGGUUAUGGGUGGGAAGGGAAGAGGAUGGAUGACACGAACGGUAAGACAUUAGGGUAUGCUGUUUGAAGCGUUAGUUGUUUGUGCUUGCGAUGUUGUGUCAGUCGGCCUUUGCCAUGAUGGGUGCGCUCGCAUGGCAGGUCACAAAAUCCUAAUAAAAGAGAUGGUUUUUGGGUUUUGGAGGAGGGAGAUGGCACAGGGGUAUUUUUUAUUUAGUGAAGUUUCUUCAGCCCCGGCUCUCCCUCCUCCUCGUGUGUGUGUGUGUGUGUCUGCUCUCUUUUCUCUCCUUUUCCUGUUUCUUGCUCCCUUUCGCUUGCUGCCCACCGGCCACCGUUGCUGUGUCAAUGCACUCGAAUUGUCAAACUCCUCCGCUAGGCAAUCCAGUCAUCAUACGCAUGCAAGCAAUCAAGAUAGUCCUUAAAGGUACAGAUUUCUUCAUCCUUGCCUCCUUAUUUUUCAAUUACCUCUAGUUCAUUUAUAACUAGCAAAUCGACGUCAGAUCUUCUAGUUCAAGUAUUCUGCAUUAGGAGAGAACUUUUUACCGGACUUAAUCGAUUUGCCAGAUAUCUUAAUUACGAUGUCCUUGAGAAAUGUCUGUGGGAUUAGUUAUGCCUCACAGUUCAUUGAGUUGGGCUGAUAAAAUUCACUUUCUACACCGGCAAAGUGACGCGGUAGUUAAUCAAUCGGGUUAGGGUGAAUAAAUUUACCUUCUACAUUUAAACGUAGUUGAGAUACAGUGGUUCAUCCAUUUUUUCGUCCAACUUUGACGUAUGGUAUCCACACCUACCUGAGUUGGAUGUCGGCAGGAUUAUUUGUUUCCGCUAUGAAGAGCCACAACAACUUUGCACUAGUUCCCCCACUUACCUUCCCAAAAUUAUGGACGAGAGAACUUGUGCCACCAAAACAAUGUUCAACCACUGGUGCUUUUCAGUAGCUAUAGCUGUCAUUGGUUUCUUGCUUUCUAUUGGUCUUCAGUUUCAUUGAUCUCUCUGGUUUAUUUUGCUUCGACUUUUUCUGCUAUUUAGUUUAAUUGCCCCAUUUACUAUGUUAGUAUGGGUGGUUGGGGGUGGGGGGAGCUGUAAUAUCUAUAAGUUGACGUGAUGUAGCACGGUGAAGAAAGUGCAUGUGUUUGUACUGGUUGCCUUUUGAAGGCCCGUUCAACUAGGUUGUAAAAGGGAUUGCAAACUGGUUUUGGGCACUCUGGCGAGAUGCUGCUGCUUCUCCAUGUUGGGUAUGGAGGAUCCUUUAGCUGCUGCUGCUGGAUACUGAAGUGAGAUCUGUAUCAGACUCUCAGUUGUAGUCAUUAUGGUGAGAUGUUCAUUAUGCUUCUCAUCUUCUUAGUACUUUGCUUGGCCGUAAUGGAAUUUAUUUCAGAUGUACUGAUUGUCGGUUCGAUUGCAACACAGUGAAGAAAGUGCAUGUGUUUGUACUGGUUGCCUUUUGAAGGCCUGUUCAACUAGGUUGUAAAAGGGAUUUCAAACUGAUUUUGGGCACUGGAGAUGCUGCUGCUUCUCCAUGUUGGGUACGGAGGAUCCUUUAGCUGCUGGUGCUGGAUACUGAAGUGAGAUCUGUAUCAGACUAUCAGUUGUAGUCAUUAUGGUGAGAUGUUCAUUAUGAUUCUCAUCUUCUUAGUACUUUGCUUCGCCGUUAAUGGAAUUUAUUUCAGAUGUACUGAUUGUUUGUUUGAUUGCAACACAGGGGAACAUGACCUAUACUUGGUUUCUGUGCUGAGCCGGCGGAUCGUACUAUCAAAUGCCGACAGAAUGCAAAUCUUUUUGCCGUUGAUCCUAUGAACUUUUGAAUUCGGUCUGCGAAGGUGCUGUCUACGAAUCUGUUAAAGCUGGAUGGGUUUGAAGCCCUAGGAAAGGUUGUCUCCCAGCACAAUGUAGUGUAUUUAGUCAUCUUACUUUCAGUUCUUCGGUCAUCUGGUUCGGAGAUAUCUGCUAGUGGCAUGCGUCCAACUAUCUAUGCCGACAGAGCGCAAUUGUUCCUGCUGUGAUUGUAUGAAUUUUUGAAUUCAGACGGGCAAGCUGUUUUCUGCGAAUCUGUAAGAGCUGGAUGGUUUUGAAGCUCUUGGCAAGGUUGUCUCCCAGCAAAGUGCGGUCUAUUUAGUGAUGUUACUUCACUUCUCCGGUCAUGUAGUCUGGAGAUAGCUGCUAGUGGCAUGCGUCCAUCUAUGAGUAUUGGCAGUCAUUUGUAAGUCUUCAAAUCAGAAUCUUGACCCCUGCUGGGUGUGAGUCUUGUUUAGUCCAUUCAUUGGCUUCACAAUUCGGGGAAAAUCACAUGUUCCAGAAUCAUUCUUGUUGUAGCAUAUACCCUCAUAUGAGAUUCCUCUCUGAAAGUUCUCCAGUAAUUUUACCUCGUGGGUUGAGCGCAUUAGCAUUUGACUUGAUGAUUAGUUUACUCCAUUGUUUCUGAUUGUCAGUACUAGAGUAUAUUUGUGUAUCAGUGUUUUUCAAGUAGGAUGAAACUGCGACUCGCUAAUGUCAUGGGGGGCUUGUUUUAGCUGGUUGUUUGGCCAGGUCAAUGCAUUGUUUUCCUAGCUCGUCCUUCCAUCUGUUUUUACUUGAUGAUCAGUUCAUUUUGUCAGUAGACUUGGAGUAUAAUUGUGUACCAUUUCACGUCAGGUUGAAUCUGCCACUCACUAAUGUCAUCAGGAUUGUCGGGGGUUUGUUUUAGCUGUAUGUUAGGCCAGGUCAAUGCAUUGUUUUCCUAGCUCGUCCUACCAUCUGUUUGUACUUGAUGAUUAGUUCAUUCCAUUGUUUCUGAUUGUCAGUAGCCUAGACUACAUAAUUGUGUACCAGUUUUUCCAAGUCGGUUGAAGCUGCAACUCAAAAACGUCAUCAGGAUCGUGGGGGUUUGUUUUAGCUGGUUGUUCAGCCAGGUCAAUGCAUUGUUUUCCUGGCUCGUCCUUCCUUCCAUAUUUGUGUUUUUAUUAGUUUGCCUAUCUGGUUGGUAGGCUAGAAUGAUAUUAGGAUCCUGUAGCAGGAGUCUGGUUUUCCUGUGCCAUUUCCUUCUUCGUAUUUCUGAAAAUGGCAGUCUCGUUCUCUCCCGGGUAUUCGAGGGCAUGGCGUCGAGGAGUUGUGAUUUCUGAUUUGAUGAGGACACUGAAUGUUUGGAGCGGUUAGAUGUUGGCUUGGGCUGGAACCACAGGUGAGCAAAGAUGAUGGAUUGUUGUAUGUGCCUAUCAGUUGCACAGGUGGGCAGGUUGCAAAGAAGAAUUUCUGCCAGCACCAAAGCGACAUUUAUGUCAAUGAAUCUGGGAACGAGCUGUAUGACUUGCGAGUGAUGGAUCCAUUAGCUCAAAAUGGAUAGAGCGUCCAAAGCCUGAACUUUUCUAAGGCUUUGGGAGGAUGGUGGUUCGAAUCCACCUGGUUCCUGUUCCCUACUCUUCUUCUGUAUGUGUUUGUUUGCUUUCUGACAAUGUGGUUUCUCUGUUUCUUUGAUUUCCUUUUGUCUUUGUAGCAACUUGAUCUGCAGAAACAGAAAAUGGCUUGUGGAAUGACAGUGGAAGGCGGGAAGUGAGGUUCUCUUCCCUUCCCUCUUCCGGCCGGCAGGUGAGUUGUUGGUGCUUUGUUGCCGCCGGAUCACGGAUUGUUGGAGUCGUUGGUGCUCUCCGACAACGACAGUCCGCAGUCUGUAACUUCUUUAGAGUUCAGCUUUCGGCUACGGCUUCGCUUUCGUUCACUACUUUCUUCCCCCAUUUCUCUGUUCUCCUGCUGGCUUUUUCAUUUCAGUAGUCUCUUUUGGGAUAUUUUCUUCGUUGUGGAAUGGUGUGGUGCUGCCGUGCCCACUUGGGUGUAAAAAUAAACGCAUGUCACCUUCCGAUAAUAGGGGCCAAUUGUAGUUUUAGGGCUUGUUUUUUAGUUUAUUAAUAAAGAUAUUCGAAAUGU